Molecule: messenger RNA, 963 nt
Organism: Ricinus communis (castor bean)
Lineage: Eukaryota; Viridiplantae; Streptophyta; Magnoliopsida; Malpighiales; Euphorbiaceae
Product: nudix hydrolase 18, mitochondrial-like
Exons: 5
Coding region: 162-803 (213 amino acids)
Cellular component (GO): cytoplasm; nucleus
Molecular function (GO): pyrophosphatase activity
Source: RefSeq, a predicted model, not a curated record
AGGCUUCUUAUCUUAUCCAGCCUCUCUUCUGAAUCCUAAAUACAGCAAAUUAAGUUUUCAUAAUUCAAAUCUCUUGGUACUAAUUUUGGAUUAGGAAUUGUUUUGCCAAAUCCAGGAACAGGCAAAGAGGAAAUUGUGUAAAAAAGGAAAAAAGAAAAAUCAUGAGAGAAUUCUCUUUCUUUAUGAGAAAUUUUCAGCAUCUCCUUUCUUUUCUUGUCCCUUUUCUUGAUAAAGUCCCUUCAAAACUGCUACCUUCCCAAGUUCAGGAUAUGAUUUCUUUUGUUUCUCGCACAGGCCGUAAUCUCCAGCGUUAUGAUGGAGGCUGUCGCCAAGUUGUAGGAUGUAUUCCAUACAGAUAUAAGAGAAGUAAUAGUGAGUCAUUAUCAGUCGAUGAAACUAACAGUGAUGAUGAUCAUAUAGAAGUUCUUGUCAUCAGUUCACAAAAGGGUCAAGCAAUGAUGUUCCCUAAGGGAGGAUGGGAAACGGAUGAAACCAUGGAACAAGCAGCACUGCGGGAGACACGAGAAGAAGCAGGAGUGAUUGGCAGAGUUGAAUGUAAAUUGGGUAAAUGGCAAUACAUGAGCAAAAGGGGUGCUAUAAUGCAUGAGGGCUACAUGUUUCCUUUGCUUGUUGAGAAGCAAUUAGAGCUCUGGCCUGAAAAAAAUGUCCGAAAGCGAAGAUGGGUGACUGUCAAGGAAGCCAGAGAAGUAUGCCCUCAAGUGUGGAUGAGAGAAGCUUUAGAUGAAUUAGUAAGGCGGCAGUCCAAUACAUUAUCAUCAACAACAGAAAGAGGAACAAAAUAAAAGAACAAACCUGUAAAUGGAACACUGCUAGUGGCUAAUUGCUUCUGGUUUUGUGCAUAACCAAGAAGAAAGUGUACAGAACAUCUUGUAGAUUGACAAAUACAAAUGUCUCCCUUGUGUACAAAUCUUGAUCAAUUAAUUUGAUUCUUUCAAUUCACUA